ACCGAGCGGGUGGCGCUCAGGCUCGGAGCGGCCGCGGCGGCCGCGCCAUGGACUCAACCCCCGAGGACUACGAGCUCAACGGCGAACUGCGCCUGGACUCGCCCGGCUCUCCGGACCCCUCGCCGCUGCGCGGGGGCAGGAACAGGCCCAUCAACGUGAACCACUAUGCCAACAAGAAGAGCGUGGCGGAGAGCAUGCUGGACGUCGCCCUGCUGAUGGCCAACGCCUCACAGCUGAAGGCCGUCAUCGACCAGGGCCCCAGCUUCAGCUUCUUCCUCCCUAUGGUGGUCCUCAUCUCCAUCUCCCUGGUGCUGCAGAUCUGUGUGGGGGUGCUGCUCAUCUUCCUGGUCAGGUACGACCUCAACAACCCGGCCAAGCACGCCAGGCUGGACUUCCUCAACAACCUGGCCACCGGCCUCGUCUUCAUCAUCGUCGUGGUCAACGUCUUCAUCACCGCCUUCGGGGUCCAGAAGCCCGUACUGGACUUGGCGCCCCGGCAGUAGGGCUCAGAUGCCUGGACUGUGCCCAGCCACAGCCACAGACCCCAGAAGUUGCCUUGCCCCUGGGGCCCACCUGCAGGUGCUGCACCCCCUAAACCUGCCAGGGCCCAGGACUGGACUGGAGGACACUUGGGCCAGGGUGAGGCCAGCUCUGUCCUCGGCCACUCUGCCUCCCCGAGCACCGAGCAGCAAGUCCCAGAAGGCAGAGUGGAGAUCCCCAAGCAGGGUCAUGGCCACCACAGACACGCAGCAGGUCUGAGGAUGGGUAGUGAGAGGCCAGGGCCAGCCUUGGUCUCAGGACAUUUCCGGAAGGACGAGGAGAUGCCCCCCAUUCAGCCAACACGCCCCUUGGGGGACCCGUGGCCUCUGGCCCUCCUGACCGGGGACAGCGGACCAGCAGCUCCCCGUGUGGCCGCCCACCAUGGCCGGGGCCUCCGCACACCUGCCCCACUCCCCUAGGCACGAAGGGCCAGCGCAGCCGGUGCUCCGCCUGCCACGGUGCCUGGCACCUCCCCCGCCCUCGGCCUGGCCCCUGGCCUCCCCUGCUGGGCCUUUGCCAGCCCCCCCACUCAGGGUUCCCCCCUCUCAGGGCAGCCGCGGGGACGUGGGCUGAACCUCAGGUGCCUUCUCCAGAGCCACGAGCUUGGGCAGCUCCUUGGCGCCUGCCAUCUCUGUCCGAGUUUCGGGCGGAGACCAGGGUCUGGGUCCCCCCAGGGUCGUCACUCGCGCUGUGGAGCCCUCCUGCGUGGACCUCGCCCAGCGGGGCUCGCUGUGCUGACUGCCGCAGACUUCGGCGCCCUGACCCGUGCCCCUGGUCAGAGUGAAUGUAGCUCUGGUACGCCGAGGUGGCAGGUUCAGUUCCCGGCCGGCCGGGUGCGCGGGAGGCCACUGGCCCACGCUUCUCACACUGCGUUUCCGUCUCCCUCCCUUCUCUCUGAGAUCAAUAAACAUAUCCUCUGGU
This is a messenger RNA of Molossus molossus (Pallas's mastiff bat), 1461 nucleotides long. RefSeq names its product ninjurin 1 (gene NINJ1). Gene Ontology annotation, cellular component: membrane. Bases 48 to 503 code for a protein of 151 amino acids. The record is from RefSeq and is a predicted model, not a curated record. Gene Ontology annotation, biological process: tissue regeneration; cell adhesion. The transcript has 4 exons. Lineage: Eukaryota; Metazoa; Chordata; Mammalia; Chiroptera; Molossidae.